Podospora pseudopauciseta is the source of this 945-nucleotide messenger RNA. RefSeq lists its product as uncharacterized. The transcript is spliced from 3 exons. The record is from RefSeq and is a predicted model, not a curated record. Bases 1 to 945 code for a protein of 314 amino acids. Gene Ontology annotation, cellular component: nucleus. Gene Ontology annotation, molecular function: ATP-dependent activity, acting on DNA. Gene Ontology annotation, biological process: DNA repair. NCBI's taxonomy places the organism in Eukaryota, Fungi, Ascomycota, Sordariomycetes, Sordariales, Podosporaceae.
AUGGGCGAGUCUUUUCGAAAUCUCAAGCUCCUCUUCAACACAAUAUGUCUGCGGAGAACGGAGACCUUGCUCAACUUGCCACCAUCCCCCACUGAGACGGUUUUGAUAAGCCAUUCUCCCGAAGAGGCUGCAGCGUACGAAGCCAUCCUGGAUGAUUGUCGAGCCGAGGAUGAACAGCAGGCUUGUGGGAAGUCUGAGUUGAAGAGCUUCAACAUCCUCUUCCAGACUGCGCAAAAGCUUCGGAUGCUUUGCAAUCAUGGGACUUUUGUCACCUCAAAUCAGCACCAGCGGCCUCGUAAUCGGUCGAAAUCGAGAGAAAUAGAGAUGACCUGGGGCGACUCAUGCGUCUUGUGCUGUAUGGAUGAUGACUGCAGUUCAUCUCUCAGUGGGGCCAAACAGUGCCCUCUGUGCGGGCAGUUGUUGGUCACUUCAAAGCCUCAACCAUCUUUGGCGACCAAAAACAGCCUUCUGAGCGUAUCUGUGACGUCAAGUGGUGCAUCUACACCGGUUUCCAGUUACUCCUCCAAGCUCCUCACUGUUGCGCAAAACAUAGAGAAACAUUUCAAUGCUGACGGCAGCAAAAGUGCUGUCUUUACCUCCUGGCGGACGACCCUUAACUUACUCCAAAUCCUGCUCACUGAACGCUCCCUCCCAUUUCUGAGGAUCGACGGGAUGGUCAACGCAACAGAUCGCAUAGCAAUCAUCGACAACUUCAGCACAAAUCCAGACAUCCCAGUCUUACUUCUGACUAUCAAUUCCGGCGCCGUCGGUUUGACCAUCACAGCAGCAAAUGUCGUCCACCUCGUCGAACCAAUCUACAACCCAGCCAUCGAAGCACAAGCUGUUGCCCGAGUGCUCAGGAUGGGCCAGACUCGGCCGGUCAAGAUUCUUAAGUAUGUGACGGAACGAACGAUUGAGCCGGUACGCUUCCUCGUCGCUGACUGA